CUCGUUGCUCGCUGCUGCAGGAUGGCUGCUCCGCGGCGCUGGUGGCGGCGACUCCGCUUGAUGCCGGUGGCGGCCCUGCUGCUGCUGCUCCCGGGCCCGGCCGGCGCCGCCCAGCUCUCCAAGUGGCGGCUGCCGGUGCCCAUGGGGAAGAAGUUUUUUCAUUUUGAAAAGGUUCUCUUCAGCAACACUACAGUUUUCCUGAAGUUUGAAGGAGACGAGAAGGCUUGUGAUCCCUUGCAGGGUUACAAUGUUACCUGGUACUUUAGAUAUUCUGAUUGCUACAAUGAAGUCUCCAACUUUGGGGAUGAUCAAGCAGUGUCUUAUUUUGGAACCACUGCUGAAGCACAUACGGGUUGGUCAGGAUCCUACGCCAUGGCUUCACUCUUCUUCCCCAACUGUUCUGAGCUCUUCAAACCACAGAUUUUCUAUAAAGAGUAUAUUCCCCUAGAACACCUCUCAGAUGAAAAACAAGAGAGCUUAAAAGAUAAGGAGAAUGUAACAAACCACACAAUGGUGGCAGAGAAAACUGCAAGGAAUGCUGUGAUCCAAACCCGGAAAGAUGGGCCAUAUAUCUUCAUUGUGCAAAUUGGGAUUUCAGCCUUGAAGGAGUCUAGUAUCAACAUGAAAAGGAGGGAGAUAAUGGCACCCUCCUCUGAUCCAAAAGAGAGUCUCUUUACAAUGACUGUGGAACUGAAGGGUCCAUAUGAGUACCUCUCUCUUGCAGACUAUCCUCUCAUGAUUUUUUUCAUGGUGAUGUGUAUCGUAUAUGUGUUCUUUGGAGUUCUGUGGCUUGCAUGGUCAGCCUGUUAUUGGCGGGACCUUCUGAGGAUCCAGUUCUGGAUUGGUGCGGUUAUCUUCCUGGGAAUGCUGGAGAAAGCAGUCUUCUAUGCAGAAUUCCAGAACAUCCGCUACACGGGAGAAUCUGUCCAAGGUGCACUGAUACUUGCAGAGCUGCUUUCUGCAGUGAAACGUUCACUGGCUCGAACGCUGGUCAUCAUCGUGAGCCUGGGAUACGGGAUAGUUAAGCCUCGUCUUGGAGUCACUCUUCACAAAGUAGUUACGGCUGGAGUGCUCUAUUUAUUAUUUUCUGGCAUGGAAGGUGUCCUUAGAGUCACAGGGCUUUUCUAUGGCGCUAUGGCUCUGAUAGCGAACUUGGGUCUAUCAGUGAUUGAUGCCUGUAUUAUUUUGUGGAUAUUCAUCAGCUUGACUCAAACGAUGAAGCUGCUAAAACUUCGGAGGAACAUUGUGAAACUCUCUCUUUACCGGCACUUCACCAACACUCUUAUCUUGGCAGUAGCAGCAUCUAUUGUAUUUAUCAUCUGGACCACCAUGAAGUUCAGGCUGGUGGAUUGUCAGUUGGACUGGCAGGAGCUGUGGGUGGAUGAUGCCAUCUGGCGACUGUUGUUCUCAAUGAUCCUUUUUGUCAUCAUGGUUCUGUGGAGGCCGUCUGCCAACAACCAAAGGUUUGCUUUCUCACCAUUGUCUGAGGAAGAUGAGGAUGAACAGAAAGAGCCCAUGUUAAAGGAAAGCUUUGAGGGAAUGAAAAUGAGAAGUACAAAACAAGAACCAAAUGGAAAUAUGAAAGCAAACAAAGCUCAGGAAGAUGAUCUGAAGUGGGUAGAAGAGAAUGUUCCUUCUUCGGUGACUGAUGUUGCUCUCCCAGCUCUUCUGGAUUCAGAUGAGGAAAGAAUGAUUACACAUUUUGAAAGAUCCAAAAUGGAGUGAAGAAGAAGCUUCUUGAAAGUUCUGUUUCCCGUAGGCUGCCCAGUGGAUCGGGUGCAUCCUGCUGAUCUCUCUCUUGAUCUUCACCUUUGGAACUGGACACUGUAUUUGAGUGAGGGCAUCUUACACAGUUCACUGUGGAAGAGGUUCGCAAGGACAUUGAUAAACCUUUGGAAAAUGUUUGAAUUUAUGGUGUUGCUGCAAGUUUGGAUUUUUAAGUGAUUUAAAUGUGUGUUCCAGCACCUUCUGUAACUUUCUUCAGAUAUUUAAUCUGUCAAACUAAAAGUCCUAACAUCUGA
This is a messenger RNA of Terrapene triunguis (Three-toed box turtle), 2021 nucleotides long. RefSeq names its product transmembrane protein 87A (gene TMEM87A). The record is from RefSeq and is a predicted model, not a curated record. The transcript is spliced from 20 exons. Gene Ontology annotation, cellular component: Golgi apparatus; Golgi cisterna membrane. Gene Ontology annotation, biological process: retrograde transport, endosome to Golgi. Lineage: Eukaryota; Metazoa; Chordata; Testudines; Emydidae. Bases 22 to 1725 code for a protein of 567 amino acids.